UGUGAAGAAGGUCCAAGAAGGCAGUGCACAGCACAAACGAACGAUCCAAAGAAUACAACGACCAAACCAUUUUCCUCUUUUUCUAUAUCGCUCUCUCUCUCUCUCUCUCUCUCUUUCAUCACCUUUCUCUCUCCAAGGCGUCCUUUUUCCACCUACAGGAUCAUCACUCUAACCAAUAUAUAAUAAUAUUAUAGUAUAAAAAUAUAGAGAGAAGCCAAAAAUAAAAGGAAAAUAAAAAGUUGUCCUCUGUUCUACCCAUUUCCUCCAUCAAUUUUCAGAGCCCUUUUUCUUUUUCCUUUUAAAAUCCAUAUUACAUAAAGUGACGAUCUUUGAGGUGGGUUUGGCUUUUACAUCGAUGGAAACCAUUUAGAUAAGGCAGAGGAAUCUGAAAAAGACCAUUUUUUGAUAGCGGGAGCUUCCAUUUGAUCAUGGCGGUUGCUGAGAAUGCUGGGGCAAAAAUCGGGUCAUCAGGUCAAAAUUUGGAAAACACCGUAGUAUCAUCUGAUUCCAAUGCGGUAAACGAUCCAGAUAAAUCAAAAACUAGGACUGAUUCCGUGACCGCUGCUAAGACUACUAAGGAAGCCAACUUUCAACAAGAACAACCAGCAGCAGCAGUCAACAGCAAUGGCGAUAGCAAUACUCAGAUGCAGAAAGGGUUUAGUGAGAAGAAUCAGCAUCAGGUGGGGGCAAAGACUGCUGGGUUUAAUAGGUUUAGCAAUCUGGAAAAUGGGGAUAAUGGUGAAAUUUUCAAGAAUGAUAUGAGGGAUUUGGUAGAGAUUUUGUCUAAGCUUAACCCCUUGGCUGAGGAAUUUGUACCUCCAUCCCUUGCCAAUCAUCCGCGUCAUCAUAAUUUUAAUGAUAACCAUGAUCAAAACCAAAAUCAAACUAAUCCCUUUUUGGAAAAUGGGUUUGGAUAUGAUACUGACAAUUUUGUAGCCGGCGACGUCAAUGGACAUACUAAUAGAAGGAAGAGAAAUAACUUUAGCCAAGGGAAGAGAAGGUUGAAUAAUAGAACGAGUAUGGCACAGCGAGAGGAUGCAAUUAGGAAGACCGUUUAUGUAUCUGAUAUUGAUCUGCAGGUUACUGAGGAGCAUCUUGCAGGUCUCUUCCUAAGCUGUGGACCGGUUGUUGAUUGUCGUAUAUGUGGUGAUCCUAACUCUGUUCUCCGCUUUGCCUUCGUCGAGUUUUAUAAAGAAGAGGAUGCAAGGGUUGCUUUGAAUUUGUCUGGGACCAUGCUUGGUUUUUACCCUGUAAGAGUGCUGCCUUCCAAGACUGCAAUUGCACCUGUUAACCCGACUUUUUUACCGAGGUCUGAGGAUGAGCGCGAGAUGUGCACAAGGACUAUUUAUUGUACAAACAUAGACAAGAAGGUUACUCAAGCUGAUGUCAAGCUCUUCUUUGAAUCAGUUUGUGGGGAGGUUCAUCGCUUGAGGCUACUGGGAGAUUAUCAUCAUUCAACUCGUAUAGCUUUUGUGGAGUUCGCAAUGGCAGAGAGUGCGAUUGCAGCCCUCAACUGCAGUGGUGCAGUUUUGGGGUCACUGCCCAUAAGGGUAAGCCCAUCAAAGACACCUGUUCGGCCCCGUGCUCUUCGCCCUGCAAUGCACUGAAUCAUCUUUUUGCAUGUUUCUUUCUCAUGGACUGAUCAACUGCCAAUAUAUAUAUAUUUACUUAUACAAACAUAGAUACAGCAGUACAAUCGAGGUACUUUUGGUGUUAAUGUUUAUCAUUUUGUCCCUGCGUCUUAGCUCGGUAUCUUUGUUACUUAUAGGGGUUUUAAUUGUGGUUGCCUUCUUUAGCCUGUAGAAUUUAAUUGUGGAUGGGACCGAGGACAUGAAUGUUAAUUUAUGUUACAUAUGGGUGAUCCCUAAAGACAGAUUGCUCAGGCGUAUCUAACAACUGAUAAUUUUAAGUAAACUAUUUCCAGUGUUCUAUUUGAUU
This is a messenger RNA of Theobroma umbraticum, 1938 nucleotides long. Its product is annotated as polyadenylate-binding protein-interacting protein 12-like. Lineage: Eukaryota; Viridiplantae; Streptophyta; Magnoliopsida; Malvales; Malvaceae. Gene Ontology annotation, molecular function: RNA binding. The record is from RefSeq and is a predicted model, not a curated record.